Cyprinus carpio (common carp) is the source of this 953-nucleotide messenger RNA. RefSeq names its product KLF transcription factor 6b (gene klf6b). The record is from RefSeq and is a predicted model, not a curated record. Gene Ontology annotation, molecular function: DNA-binding transcription factor activity, RNA polymerase II-specific; RNA polymerase II cis-regulatory region sequence-specific DNA binding. Gene Ontology annotation, biological process: regulation of transcription by RNA polymerase II. NCBI's taxonomy places the organism in Eukaryota, Metazoa, Chordata, Actinopteri, Cypriniformes, Cyprinidae.
GUCGCGUCUGAUUUGUCCGCUGGUGACGACGCUCAACGUGUUUCGCUUGUUUUGAAAUUGGAAGUUUGCAGCGCUUCUGUGCAGCAGAGAAUCCGCUAAAGACAAACAAACUGUUGCUUUAAAUCCGCGCAAGAAGACACGGCGGGAAAGCGCCUUUUCCAGCUGGGUUUGACAAAUCUGCGCGUGGGAGGAAUAUGGAUGUUAUUCCCAUGUGUAGUAUUUUCCAGGAGCUACAGAGUGUCCUUGACACGGGAUACCUGUCCGCUGUACCAUCUCUAGAGGAGUACUGGCAACAGACUUGUCUUGAGCUUGAGCGCUAUCUACAAAAUGAGCCCUAUGUCUCUGCAGCUGAUCUGAGAUCAGUAUGCGAGUCUGACAAUCUGUGGAACCAGUUUCUGCGCUGCUGCGGGACUGAACCAAACUCGUCUCCGACAGAAGCUUCCAUCCCCAAGCAGGACGGGAUCGCUAUGGCUUCCCAUUCGCUACUCGGCAGCUGUCAGAAGAGCAUUGCGUCUGCUAAUGUGCUCACACACACACUGGAUCACAGCGGAUCUGAGCAGCAGCAUGUAAUCACACACACGCCGCCCUCCUCACCCUCACUUCCUCUCAUGGAGGUUAAAGUAGAUACAGAAGAGGCGAGAAGUGGGGAGGUCAAAGGUGAGGGGUCACCUGAAGGACGAAGGAGAGCUCAUCGCUGUUACUUCAACGGCUGCAGGAAGGUGUACACCAAGAGCUCUCACCUGAAAGCACAUCAACGCACACACACCGGUGAGAAGCCGUACAGGUGUUCGUGGGACGGCUGUGAGUGGUGCUUUGCUCGAAGUGAUGAACUAACGAGGCACUUCAGAAAACACACCGGAGCAAAACCCUUCAAAUGCAGCCACUGUGACAGGUGUUUUUCUCGUUCUGAUCAUCUGGCGCUGCACAUGAAGCGACACAUCUGAAUGCAAAUC